AUGAGACAAAUCAUUCGCAAAAUUAACUUCAGUACAAAAGUAAUUUCCCUGGACAAAAUGGAGAAUAAAUUAAGCCGGAGCAGAAGUAUAAGUGAAAAUAUUUCUUUUGAGAGUAUGUCUAGCUCAUUACAAGACUCAUCUGAGCCCAAACCUCAGAAGAAUGUAAUAAUUCAGAGAGGAACUGUGGGUCGUCUUAAAAUCCCAAUUUCGAAGAACUCUGAUGACAAACUAUUUCGUCGAAAAAAAAGAGCCAGAGGUCUAACUAAUUUCAUCCAAAAGAGGAAUAGUGGCUUUCGAGUGAAUAAACUUCCCAACAAGAAUGAGCUAUAGCCCGAAGAAGAGUAAGAUAUGUUAACUAAACUGUAGAGAAGAAAUAAGGAAGAACUGGCUAGUAGCCCAAGAAGUAAAUUAGACUCGUUUAAGAAUUUACACACUCUUGCAGGUAUUGGUGACUUGUUAUAUAAACAUAUAUUUAGGGCUCACCGCUUUAAACCCAAUAUCUUUAAUACGUAAGCGGAAAUGCAGCAAGGAGAAAAUGCAGCUAGAUGCUAUUAAGAACAAGCUAUCUUUGAAUUCUGUUAACCCCUUAAGAGUCCAGGUUAUUAAGAAAUACCAGCUCUCCCAAAAGAAUUACAUGCAGUAUUUGGAAGUAAAAAAUUGUUGGAAGAAAUGGCUACUCAAACAUGCUUAUCAAGCAUACCUUAAAUGUAUGUAAUCCUGGUCACAUCAUUUAGAUAAGGAAAAACAGGAAAAUAGUACUGACAACAAUGGCUCUUCAAGGCCUAAACCUAAGAAGUCCAAGUUGAUUAUACUGGAAAACAACAAGUUAAUUAAUAAGAAGACUCGUAAUUUUAGGUCUUAAUUUUAAGACAUCAAGAACGAACUUAAGUUUGCCCAAGAAGUGGUCAACCAAUUCCGAACCAAAAACAAUACAGCUGAAGAAGCACGAAUGGAGCAGCUCAAGAGGAAGAAAACAGUGAAGGGAAAGAAGAUCCUGAAUUUGCUAAGCAGAAAGGAGAACAACAAAAGCUUUAAGAUAUCAAAUCAUAUUGAGGGUGUGAAAUUAUCAACUAAAAGCAUUUAUGAGAGGAUUUACUCAUCCAAGAACAUAAAGCCUAGCCAACCUCAUUUGGUUGAUAGCUCAAGUAUUUUUAUGUAUGAUUUUUAGAAUCUGGGAUGAAAAAGUAUAAAGAUUUUGUCAAGAAAUAUCAAGGGAAGGUUAAGGUAUAUUUUCUAGAGCACCCUUUUAGAACUUGGCUCCGCUAAAAUCUAAAAUUCAGAAAGGCACAAUUCUGUGAGUUUUCAGUAAGGAAAGGAGGCAGAAAAUUGUCUCUAAGACAGAGAUGUAUAUGAAUAAAUUUAAAGAAAAAAUCGGCUCUAAUGAUUACUGACUUUCUAAGAAAUACAGUGACUUUUCAGCCAAUAAGGUCCAAGAGGCCACUCUAAAGAGGCUUGACACAAAGCACCUCAUUAGCCCAAAAACUUUGAUUCUUAGACAGCACUCCUAAUUACUACCUAACUCAAUUUUUUCCGACACCUGAUU
Messenger RNA from Moneuplotes crassus, 1543 nucleotides. The record is from the annotation of a GenBank genome assembly. Lineage: Eukaryota; Ciliophora; Spirotrichea; Euplotida; Euplotidae.